GUUGGUUAUUUGUGCUGCUGCUCAUCAACAGAGAAUCUACUAGUUAUCUGUUCCUAAAACUAUACGACUUCGAUUCGCUCCAACACAAGAGAUGAAGGAGGAAUGUGGGAGUUUCAUGGCGGCCCUAUCUGUGAACGUGGUGACAGUCAACAUGUUACUGAGUGUCUUCUUUCUUUCAGGUGUUUUUGCUGGUUGUGAUGAGAACAAAGUUCAUCUCUUCAUCACUGCACCAAAGCAGAUGGAAGCACUGAGUGGAUCUUGUUUGCAAAUCCCAUGUAGCUUUAGAGAUAAACCAGGAGAAAAGGAUGAAAGUCAAACAAGAGAAAUGUUUGAUGGCAGCAGAGAAACUUUUGGGGUGUGGCUUAAAAGUGAACCAAGCUAUGGAAAUAAUCCAUCUAAUAUUAUUUUUAACAGCAGUAAGUCAGAAAAUUCCUUUAAAAUGAAAAUAAUUGGAAACCUGAGUCAGAAAAACUGCACCACUUUGUUUUAUAAUUUAAACUCAAGUCAGUCAGACACAUACUUCUUCAGGAUUGAGAACAAACCGUUCAAGGGAACAGCUUCUUGUGAUCCUGUUAAUAUAACAGUUAAAGAUUCUCCUCAGAGACCCAGAAUAGAAAUCUCAGGUGAUGUGAAGGACCUGAAGGAGAAGGAGUCUGUCACUAUAACCUGCUCAGCUUUCACUCCCUGUCCACACUCCCCUCCUGAACUCACCUGGAAUCUCCAACAAGACUCUCACAGACAAACAGAGGAAAACACAGAUGGAACCUUUACAACUAAAAUCCAGCAGAACAUCACUCUGUCACACACACAUGAUGGAUACACCAUCACAUGUUCUGCCAGAUAUCCUGUGGAUGGAGGAAAACGUGUGAACACAUUAGAGACAGAAGAGACUCUCAGUGUUUCAUGUAAGUGAUCCUGUCAGCACAUCAUGGUUCAGCUGCUUCUGAUCAAUAAAGUUCAUGUGUGUCAC
Melanotaenia boesemani (Boeseman's rainbowfish) is the source of this 970-nucleotide messenger RNA. RefSeq names its product B-cell receptor CD22-like. The record is from RefSeq and is a predicted model, not a curated record. The transcript has 4 exons. The coding region runs from base 92 to 913 and encodes 273 amino acids. Lineage: Eukaryota; Metazoa; Chordata; Actinopteri; Atheriniformes; Melanotaeniidae.